AUGUCUUUCCCUGCUGAUAUUGCACCAUCCAAAGCGGCGGAGGGCCGUGCAGAGGAGUUCGGUGAGAGAACCUCGCGAGAAGGAAACGAUGCUCCUCCGCUCGGGGCAGGGGCGGUCGAGGCGUCUGUUUCUCUGACGCAAGACGCCGCGCCACGUGAUGCAAAGAUGGAAGAGCCUGGGACGCUAUCGGCAAGAGUGAACCAGAUAACGAUUCAGGCCACAGUCGAGGCGGGGAAAAGGGAAAGGAACAGGACGGAGAAGGACAAGAAGGACGGAGGACUCGAGACGUGGCAUUCGACUUCGCGGUUCCUCUACGUGCUGUUUGUUGUGCAACCUCUCUCUGCUUCGUCUUCUCCUUCUCCGUCUUCUUCUUUCCCCCCUCGCGCUCUCUCCCGUCGCGCCGUGUCCGAGCGACUGCAGGAGGCUCUCGUGUCUCUGGUAGGACGCAUCGGGUUGCAGUUGAUCCUCGCCGAGCUGCGUCACUUCAAGGACAACCUCGGAAUCAUCCGAACGGAUGUAGAAGGUGCGCCUUCUCUCCUCCUCGCUCUUCACCAAAUCGACCGAAUCAAUGAUCAGCCGUGUCGGUGCGUUUUGCUCCGCACGUCGAGCGUCUUAGGCGCCCUCGCGGCUCCUCGCCGUCCUGCCGCGUCUCUCGUGCUUCUCUAA
Molecule: messenger RNA, 666 nt
Organism: Neospora caninum
Lineage: Eukaryota; Apicomplexa; Conoidasida; Eucoccidiorida; Sarcocystidae
Exons: 3
Coding region: 1-666 (221 amino acids)
Biological process (GO): tRNA 5'-leader removal
Cellular component (GO): ribonuclease P complex
Source: RefSeq, a predicted model, not a curated record